Messenger RNA from Gossypium arboreum, 552 nucleotides. Its product is annotated as pectinesterase inhibitor 4-like. The transcript has a single exon. Bases 1 to 552 code for a protein of 183 amino acids. NCBI's taxonomy places the organism in Eukaryota, Viridiplantae, Streptophyta, Magnoliopsida, Malvales, Malvaceae. The record is from RefSeq and is a predicted model, not a curated record. Gene Ontology annotation, molecular function: enzyme inhibitor activity. Gene Ontology annotation, biological process: negative regulation of catalytic activity.
AUGUCCACCUCCAUGCAAACUGUCUCAGCUGCUACUACUAACAAAGCUAGUGCCAAAACUUACAAAAAAUUUAUCAAAUCCGCCUGCAAUUCAACCACAUAUCCCAAAGUUUGCUACAAAGCUCUCUCUCCCAGUGCGUCCGCCAUUAAAACCGAUACCAACAAGCUUUGCAACAUCGCCUUGUCCUUCACUCUAAAUGCCACAUACAAUGCAUCUUCAUCGAUAGACUCGUUAUCAAAAAUGAAGGGAUUGAAUCCGUCCGAGAAAGAAAUCACCCAUGAUUGCGCUGAAACUACUGGCGAGGCCAUCGACGAGCUGGAGAAAUCCUUGAAGACAUUGGCUAAUUUACAAGGCUCGGAUCACAAGGCUGAUGAGAUGAAUGAUUUAAAAACUUGGGUGAGCGCUAUCUUGACGGAUGAGUACACAUGCACCGAUGAAUUUGAUGGCCAGAAAGUAAGCAAAGCUGUUAAGAACACAAUCAAUAAGAGUGUGUUGUAUCUUGCUCAAUUGACCAGCAAUUGUUUGGCUCUUUUUAAUCUUCUGGAUUACUGA